Molecule: messenger RNA, 1009 nt
Organism: Triticum aestivum (bread wheat)
Lineage: Eukaryota; Viridiplantae; Streptophyta; Magnoliopsida; Poales; Poaceae
Exons: 4
Coding region: 128-703 (191 amino acids)
Source: RefSeq, a predicted model, not a curated record
AGGCAAGAUUUUUGCACAUCCAAAACUACAAACUUGCAAAACAAAUGAAUGUGGCAAAUGGCAUUGAAAAUAUGUUUCAUCGUUGCAGAUUGAAUGUAACAUUUGUUCACCAACUAGUGAUCAUGGCAUGAAAAUACAAACACCUAUGCCCGCUCCACCGGAGGCGUUGCCUGAGAAAGAGGAGGCCCCUGUCACCACGACUCUCAACGGUGGAGGAGGAGAAGAGGAGGAGACGAGAGAGGGAGGAGGGGCCAUGUACCCGCCGCCUUGUCAGCAAAGAAGCAGGAGGCUUGCGGCCACCGCCACACCGCCGGUGGAGGGGGCAUGCGAUCUACUAGAUUACGUACCAAAAAGUGGUUGGAGGCAUGGAAGUCGUGUGAGAAGUGCACGGGGGAGAGGAACAUGGUCGAUAAACAUGGAACCAUGCCAAAAACAUGGGCCCAGAAGAAACAAUGACCAUUGGACAUCUGAAGAGGUGAAAGAACUAGUGGAUGGCAUAUCUGCAUAUGGGGCUAGCCAAUGGGCUAAGUUGAAGAACGAAAAGUUUCCAAUAUCAGUUCGAACGGCGGAGCAUCUUAAGGAUAAGUGGAGAAACCUAGUGAAAGCCUUCACGGGAAAUGUGAAAAGAAGGACCUCGCCUCGUCUAGAUAGGGAUUGCGUUGAAAAGAUCAAGAGCCUAGCAGCUGAUUACCCUCGAAAAUGAAGCUGCACUGGCGAAUGGUACAAGAAAGGUCAUAUGGUACUUCUGGUGUAGCAAUGGCCCAGCAACAAUAGUUAUGUUGUUUUUCAAGAAGUGGGAAGCAUAGGCUGUCAUAGUAAGUGUGUCGAGAGUAGAGAGUAGAUUGAACCAUCUGGAUGGAGCAGUUUCUAUCUCCUGCCUAACUGCCCUGUGAAUGGGAAUAUCACUCGCUCCUCCGACCUUCUGGCUUGCCGGUUUUGCUACAGUGCUGUAAUUAGGUUGACCUUUCAUUUAACACCAUGGCACAGUGUGCUGUAAUUUUACACACAC